AUGUUCCUCUUCUCCAAAAAACACAAGACCCCCGUCAGCACUUACACCGACUCCUACCGCCCGCCAUGUUCUGUCAAGAAGACCAUCCAGGAGCAGGCUCCACAGCAGCUCUGGAAAGAAAAUAAGUUUGUGACGCAGGGAUUAACGAUGCCUCCAGUGCAAAAUCCGGUGAGCCAAGGUCAGCCCGAGCAGCUGAUUAAGGCAGCAGUGCAGGAGUACUACAGGAGCACCAUUGAUCCCACUGCCUACUGGCCUGAGAAGUACUGGCUGGCCAGGUCCGAAGAGAAGUACAACCCAGUUUUUGUCAAUGAGGACAAAUACCUCACCUGGAGAAUGGGUCCCUACAACAGCGCAGCCUGGAAUAAGCACUCCUCUUACCUCCCCCUCCUGUCCAAGGAGAUGAGGAUGGAGACCUUCCUGCACAGCAUGCCUAUGCUGUACACACCGAAACCCACCUGCCUCAAUCAAUCUGAGAGGGACCUGGUCGCUAACAUGCCAUGCAGGCUGUCACAGCACUCGCCACUGUCCCUGCAACCCAUGUACACCAUGACAGGGAGGGGACCCUUCCAGGGCUACUACAGCCCCUGCUCUGAGUGCCAUUACUGCCUGCGAGGGAUGGACCACUAUGUUGAUGGGGCCUCUGCCAUCAGAAGGCAUCUCCAUGCACUAGGAGAGAGGGCUGAGUAUCCCAUGCUGCAGUUACAGCCUCAGAGCAAUGUCCUGUACAUCUACACAUCACCCCCAGCCAUCCUCCCCGUACAGGAGCCCUAG
Molecule: messenger RNA, 771 nt
Organism: Pygoscelis adeliae (Adelie penguin)
Lineage: Eukaryota; Metazoa; Chordata; Aves; Sphenisciformes; Spheniscidae
Gene: SPMIP6
Product: chromosome unknown open reading frame, human C9orf24
Exons: 6
Coding region: 1-771 (256 amino acids)
Cellular component (GO): perinuclear region of cytoplasm; manchette
Molecular function (GO): alpha-tubulin binding
Source: RefSeq, a predicted model, not a curated record